This is a messenger RNA of Dama dama (fallow deer), 2721 nucleotides long. It is a transcript of the gene TRMT44, whose product is annotated as tRNA methyltransferase 44 homolog. The record is from RefSeq and is a predicted model, not a curated record. Gene Ontology annotation, biological process: tRNA methylation. Lineage: Eukaryota; Metazoa; Chordata; Mammalia; Artiodactyla; Cervidae. The transcript has 11 exons. Gene Ontology annotation, molecular function: metal ion binding; tRNA (uridine) methyltransferase activity. Bases 32 to 2326 code for a protein of 764 amino acids.
CGCCGCUUGAGCCGGGGGCCCAGGGCUAGUCAUGGCUGAGGUGGCCAGAGUCGUGGUGAGCGACCCGGGUUCGCGGAUGCUCCCGGGCGGCUUCUGGGCGGCGGUAGCCGUGUGGGUGGAGAAGCCGCAGGUGGCCAACAAGCGGCUGUGUGGCGUCCGUCUGGAGGCCCGGCGGAGCGUCUCCUUGCCCAAGACCGGGCACACCCACCCCAGGCCCAAUACAGGCCCAGAGCCGGAGAGUCUUGCGGAGGCUGGAGGAUGUGGGCCCGACUCGGGGCCGGGACCCAUCCGGCGUUCCUCCGACGGGGGCCCGGGCACUGGACCGAGCGCGGGCCCCGAGCAGGGCCGCCAGGAGGCCCAGGGCCGGCGUCAGCCAGAGGAGGAGCCCGGGGAAGCAGUCGCCGCCGCCGCCGCCACGCCUCAGCUCUCACGGACCCCUGGGCAACCCGGCAAGGCUGCAGCCGGGGAGGGCGACCUCCCCGCCGCCGACCUGGGUUCUCUGUGGGACGCCUUCGCUCGGAGCCUCGCCGGCGACAAUCGAGAGGCGCUAGCCUUCCUCACCCGCCCCGGGGCAGGAUCGCCUCCAGAGGGUCGGCUUGAGCUCGACUUGGUGCUCAGAACCGUCAUCCCCAAAACGAACCCGCAUUGCCCGCUUCGUGGUCCGAGGAGAGAAAUGGUCGUGCAAGAUGUCCUCAAUGGAGCUGUAACUUUUUUACCUUUGGAAGAGGAUGAUGAAGGGAAUUUAAAGGUUAAAAUGAGCAACGUGUAUCAAAUCCAGCUCAGUCACAGUGAAGGAGAAUGGUUCAUAUCUGUUUUAAUUUUCUGUCCAGAACGAUGGCAUUCAGAUGGCACUGUGUAUCCCAAACCCACCUGGCUUGGAGAAGAGUUGCUGGCCAAGUUGGCCAGGUGGUGUGUGGAGAGCAGGCAGAGUGGGUUCAAAAGCACCCUGUCCCUCAUCUCCAUCAUGAAGUACAGUAAGGCUUACCAGGCACUUAAAGAGAAGUACAAGGACAUGGUCAAGGUGUGGCCUGAAGUCACUGACCCUGAGAAGUUUGUAUAUGAAGAUGUGGCCAUUGCUGCCUACCUGCUGAUCCUCUGGGAGGAAGAGAGAGCCGAACGGGGAGAGACUGCCCGGCAGUCCUUCGUGGACCUUGGCUGCGGGAAUGGCCUCCUGGUCCACAUCCUGAGCAACGAGGGGCAUCCAGGCCGAGGCAUAGACGUGCGAAGAAGAAAAAUCUGGGACAUGUACGGACCCCAGACCCGCCUGGAGGAAAGUGCGAUCACACCAAAUGAUAAGACCCUUUUCCCUGACGUCGACUGGCUAAUCGGUAAUCAUUCCGAUGAGCUGACGCCGUGGAUACCAGUCAUUGCGGCCAGGUCUUCCUAUGACUGCCGCUUCUUUGUCCUGCCCUGUUGCUUCUUUGACUUCGUCGGGAAGUUCCAGCGGAUGCAGAGCAGCAAGACGCAGUACCGCGGGUACCUGGACUUCAUCACAGAGGUGGGCUCGGCCUGUGGCUUCCACGUGGAGGAGGACUGCCUUCGGAUCCCUUCCACCAAGCGGGUCUGUCUCAUCGGGAAGUCCAGGACAUACCCGCCCACCAGAGAGGCUUCCGUGGACGAGGAGAGGACCCGCUACAUUAACAGUAGGCGGGGCCGCCCCGGGAGCCCCUGCAGUGGGGGUCCUGCCCCCCCGCCCCCCGGGGCUGCUCCCGGCAGUGCCCCUGGCCUUGAGGGACCCGGAGCCCUGGACGCCCAGCCCGGGCACGCCGCGGAGGCUGGUGCCGAUCAGCAAGGGCUCAGAGCCCCGGCGGAAGGACUCUGGCUGUCUGGAUUUCACCCCAGGGAAAAAGCCGAGCGCCUGAGGAACUGUGCUGCCCUUCCUCAAGAGUUUGUUGACCGAGUGGUUUUGCAAGUGGCUCACUUGCUUUUGGGAAGAAGUCCUGCAGGUGGGAGUGCGCAGGCCUGGAAUCGAGGAGGGAGCCUGUCCUUGGCGGAGGUGGCCGGGGAGCUGGACCGGGAGACACUGAGGAGGCUGAAGCGGGAGUGCGGCGGCCUGCAGACGCUGCUGAGGAGCAGCCCGCAGGUGUUCCAAGUUCUGAACGGGCGCGUGCGCAUCCGCGACUGGAGGGAGGAGAGGCCGCGGAAGCAGGAGGAACCAGAGGCGAAGCGGGGGCUGUCCCCCGACACCUUCAAAACCCGCAUCUGCUGGUUCUUCGCUCAUCACCCCGACGGCUGCGUCCUGCCGGCGGACUGCUGCCCGUUCGCCCACGGGCCGGGGGAGCUGCGGCCGGCCCCCCGCACCAGGAAGAAAAAGCCGGCUCUGUGAGCGGCUCCACCCUGCGAGGGGCAGGCUCCCAACUCCCCUGAGUCCUGGCCGUGGUCGAGGUCGUGGGCCCCUUCUUCCGGGGCGCGUUCUCACGGGGCGCGACCACGCCCUGCCGACGCUGGGAUCCUCCCGGCCCUCCGCCCUGAGUGCUGGGUUCGCUCUUACGCGCUCUCUGCGUCUUUACAGCAGACAGAGCCACGGCCUCAGGUGCGGGAAGGAUUUCAGCUGGGCCUUCUCGGCUCCUCAAGCCCCCAGUACUAGCUGCUCUGGGGUCGGCCUCCUCCUGCUCUAGGUCUCCCCACAGAUACUGUUGACUUUUGAUUCCAGGGGAAAAAAAAUUCCUGAUGAUGUACUUCUGUUGUAAAGUGUGUUUACAGUUUUACACAAAAAGGUCA